AUGAGGGUCUGGUGCGGCGAGGCGGAGAAGUGGUCAGAGCGGGCGAAGAUGAGCUACUUCUACUACCACGUCAAGGCGGAGCAGCCGCUCAAGAAGCGGAUCGCCACGCUGCGCGAGUGGGCGCGCGACGGCGGCGUCGCCGUCAUCGGGUACGAGGCGCUGCUCGCGCUCGUCAAGGGCAAGGCGCGCGAGCAGGCGGUGCCGCUGCUGCAGCAGCCGGGCCCCGAUCUGAUCGUGCUCGACGAGGGCCACCGCAUCAAGAACAUGCAGAGCAAGCAGCACGCUGCGCUCGCGGCGGUGCGCACCCGCCGCCGCGUCAUCCUCACGGGCACGCCGCUGCAGAACAACCUGAACGAGUACCACGCGAUGGUCGACUUCGUGCGGCCCGCGCUGCUCGGCACGGUGCCCGAGUUCCGCAACCGCUUCGUCGCGCCGAUCACCAACGGCAACACGCUCGUGCUUCGCGGCGCAGGCUCCUGA
Molecule: messenger RNA, 480 nt
Organism: Emiliania huxleyi CCMP1516
Lineage: Eukaryota; Haptophyta; Isochrysidales; Noelaerhabdaceae
Exons: 1
Coding region: 1-480 (159 amino acids)
Cellular component (GO): nucleus
Molecular function (GO): ATP binding; ATP hydrolysis activity; ATP-dependent chromatin remodeler activity
Source: RefSeq, a predicted model, not a curated record